Molecule: messenger RNA, 1140 nt
Organism: Penicillium arizonense
Lineage: Eukaryota; Fungi; Ascomycota; Eurotiomycetes; Eurotiales; Aspergillaceae
Product: mitochondrial 37S ribosomal protein mS45
Exons: 2
Coding region: 1-1140 (379 amino acids)
Biological process (GO): mitochondrial translation
Cellular component (GO): mitochondrial small ribosomal subunit
Molecular function (GO): structural constituent of ribosome
Source: RefSeq, a predicted model, not a curated record
AUGCCACCCCGGGUACAGACCGGGCGUGUGUCCAAUACCCUCCUCCCCUACCUCACCACCACCUCAUCCUCCACAACCUCCUCCCUUCCUUCAUCCUCCUCACAAUGCCUACGUCAGUUCUCUGCCACGACAGCCUCUCAAACAAAGCUCCGUCGGCAGAUGUUCGAAUGGCUUAGCACCGCCGGUGCUGGAUUGAAGCACCAUGUCCCUGGAGAGACCAAUUAUCUAACCCGCUUAAAACAGGGUGGUCAUGAUGAUUCAAAUCGGCCAUUCCCCAACAACCCAAACUUCAUUAGUGAGAGUAUCCUCAGUGAGGGUCUCCGCGAAGAAAUCUAUAAACGCGUCGUGACCCAGAAGCAGAGUCUUCGUGCUGUCAGCGUGGAGCUUGGAAUUGAUAUGAAGCGUAUUGCUGCCGUCGUGAGACUGGUGGAAUUGGAGAAGAGGCAGCGCUCACAGGGCAAACCUCUAGCACUUCCAUACGCACGGGCAAUCCACGAAAUGGUCCCCGUGACCCCCCUCGCCGACAAGGGCGAGCGCCAACAAUACCACGAGUCCAUCAACGACCUCCCCGCCCACCCCCUAACAGGAACCCAAAUCUUCUACCCCGUCCCUGAAUCUCGCUCCUUCAACCGAGUUGAAGCCGGCCGCGUCUUCUCCGGCGCCCCAGCCCUAACCCACGAAGAAGCCGCCGAGAUUCAUCACCCAUACGACCUAGCUCAGAAAGUGAUCGAAGACCCCAAAUCAAUCGGGUGGGUAGGCAAGGGCGAAAAGGCCCGCCAGAUCCUUCAGCCCGCCGAUGUGCGUAUCCCGCACCCACACAUGAUCGGCCUCGAGCGCGACCGCAUCGCACACCCGAACGAGCGCCACACCGUUCAACACCGCCACGCUGAGCGACUCGCGCGCCAGGAGAGUCUCGAGCAGGAGGCUCGCCAGCGCGCCCAGGCUCGUCGCGACGCUAGCCAGACGACAGUGUCUCCGACUGACUCGCGCUUCGAUUACCGUAUCCAGGAUACGAAGUUCACGAAGGAGACUACUGGUGCUAAUGGCCGUGCUCCGUGGGCUGUUGGUCGUCGCUAUGGUGUGCCGCACAACGACCGCACUCGUGGCACAGUCAAGAUCCCGACUCGUGUUGACGCUUGA